AUGGAGAUCUUCUGUCGCAACCUCCCAGAGCAGGUUCAAGAGAAACACCUGAUAAAGGAGCUCAAACCCAUCUUAGAGCAUUUCCAAAUUCAUGUCUUCGACUUCCAAAAGGUGGGCCGGAAAAAUGGUAGAAUCACUGUUACUGAUGUUAGGAAAGGUCAGCGCUUCCUCGACACAUAUGAAUCACGCAUGAAACCCGUCCGAGGGCCUGGCAGGCCAUCUCGCCCCCCGGCUACUCUAAAGCUAUAUGGGAUGCCUGUUUAUGUGAGCAAGAGCACCAACAUACCCCAUAAACAACUUCUACAAUCGCUUUGUGAGGAGGAAGAGGAGCGACUGAACGCGCGCUUUGCUCCCGCUCCAAGAUCGAUUGCAGGGAAGAUUGACCGAGUCAGGCAUUUUAAGGUCACUAUGAUGUCCUGUGGGUCGUGGGACUACCGUGCAAAUCAGCCAGUCUUCGUUGAAUACUUUCGAUUUCCAUGCCCAGGAGUCAUCCACAUUGGGAAGACUGCAUUCGAAGCUCUCUUUACAGAUAUUCGGUCCAUGGUAAAAACCAGCUUGGAAAUACCCUACUGGAAUGUAGCUGACGAUAUUUACGUGGGGGCUUAUGCGAAGCCAUCUGUUACGAUCACCACAGAGGUCGCCCCAAGGUUCUAUAUCUCUGAUCCAAUAGAGCAAAUGAAAGUGCAAAUGGCAGCAUUGCUCCAAACAAAAGGGCGGCCUCCACCACCAAAGAGGAGAGUCGGGUAUAUAACGUCCGGCCAUGAAAAGAUUUCCGCGAGAUGUUUUACAUAUAGGUUCGCCCUCCAGGACCCUCGAGAUACUGGUGUGGUGCGCAACUUAGCCCAUGACCGAAACGUUCCCAAGAUGAGCACAUGGAAUGAUAUGUGCGUUUAUCCUCGACGGCCCUACAAACUUCUAGACAGGGAAUUUGGAGCCUAUCUGGUGCGUAUGCCAUUUGACUACCGUGUCAAAUUCCAGCUGCUGAAACUCGUAUGGAAUGGAGAGCUUUCGCUGGACCAAGCCUCGCUACUUCUCCCAGCCGUCCACCGGCUACAUCAACAGCAUUCCCCUGACAUUGUUGCUCAGGCACUUAUGCGGAUAGACGGAAAUUCAGUUUACCCGUCACCUGGUGUAUUGGCCUCUGAUGCUGGUAUUGAAGCACUUACCGAGACCUUGGAGGAUAGUCUAGAUACCAUCUUAAAAGCAAGAACUGAAUGGGACAUCAGUCUUAUGCACGAGAAAAAUGUUUUGGUGCAUCGGGCAACGGUUACUCCUGCCGGAAUCUACCUUUCCGGACCAUACGCAGAAACGAAGAACCGAAUUUUACGCAAAUAUUUAGACAACAUUGACUACUUCAUUCGUGUCGAGUUUCUUGAUGAGACAGGCGACCCUGUAUUCUUCGAUCCAAGUGCAAACCUGGAACAAAUUUUUCAUCAAAGAUUUGCUGGAGUUAUGAAGCGAGGUAUUGAAAUUGCAGGCCGUGAGUUCGAAUUUCUUGGGUUUUCUCACUCUUCCCUGCGGGCCCAAACCUGCUGGUUUGCUGCCCCUUUCACUACAGCAAACGGUGACUAUCUCAAUGCUAGGACAAUCAUCGGCAAUAUCGGCUACUUUGACCAUAUACGAUCUCCUUCCAAGCAAGCAGCUAGGAUUGGCCAAGCAUUCUCUGAUACUCUUACCUCCAUAUCUGUCUCUAAGGAGGUAGUCUGGAUGAGAGCACCAGACGUUAAAAGAAAUGACCGUAUCUUCAGUGAUGGGGUCGGAGUUAUAUCUUGCGAUCUAAUGCACAGGAUCUGGAAUGAAUAUGCGCUCCGGGAGAGGGUGAAACCGACAGUUUUCCAGAUCCGAAUUGCUGGAGCCAAAGGGAUGGUUUCUCUGGAUACCAGGAGAAAAGGCGAAUUCUUGAUGCUUCGAGAGUCAAUGGUCAAGUUUCCCACGGAUGAUCUAUACAACAUUGAGAUCUGUGGGGCCGGAAUCAGAGCAUUACCAUUUUACUUGAACAACCAGAUUAUAAAAAUUCUGGAAGACUUAGGGGUUCCAUUUGAAGCUUUCCACCAAUUACAACGGGACGAGAUAAACUUUCUUUAUUCGACCUUCAGUUCCACAGAACGAGCUGCCAAAUUCCUCGAGGACUCACCCGUACCCAGAUCCCUUCGGCUACCGUGGUUGUUCUUAGUUCUCAAGGGAUUGGGAAUACGGUAUACCCAGGACCCUUUCCUGAAGCGAGUAAUGGAGCUCACUACAUUGUUAAGGCUUCGUGACCUAAAAUAUCGUGCAAGAAUCCGCGUUCCCAAUGCCGUCACACUCUACGGAAUUAUGGAUGAAACUGGCUAUUUAAAGGAAAACGAAAUUUAUUGCGUUUAUCUAGGGGAAAACGGUCGACGUGAGAUUCUCGUUCGUGAUAAUGUUGUUAUCACACGGUCACCAGCUCUACAUCCAGGGGAUAUCCAGGUUGUCAAUGCAGUAGACGUCCCAGCAAACUCGCCUCUUCGCAAGCUACAUAAUUGUGUUGCCUUCAGUCAACACGGUGAUCGUGAUCUUCCAAGUAUGCUAAGCGGUGGAGAUCUUGAUGGCGAUCUCUACAAUAUUAUCUAUGAUACCCGGCUAGUUCCUCGAAAGACUAUUCCACCUGCCGACUAUCCUCGAGUUGAAGCCAAAGAGCUAGAUAGGAAGGUCGAAACUGAAGAUAUCAUUGACUUCUUUGUUACUUUUAUGCAGCAGGACCAAUUAGGCCGCAUUGCAACUACACACCAAACAAUUGCGGACCAGUCGGAGUUCGGCACUUUGGACCAAGCAUGCUUGAAACUCGCUCAUUUACAUUCCGUUGCGGUAGAUUACUCAAAGAGCGGGAUAGCGGUCAAUGUCUUGAGUAUCCCCAGAGCCCCGCGAGUCCGGCCAGAUUUCAUGGCCCCGAGUCCCAGAUUCCGUGUUGCAGAUAGCAUUGAAAGUAUUAUCGGUGAAAAAAAAUCAACCAUGCAGGAUGAUGACGACGAUGACGAAGACGACAGUGACCAUAGGAAAAUUCGAUACUACAAGAGUAAUAAUGUUCUAGGCCGACUCUAUCGUUCUAUCGACGAGCGAAGCUUCCUUUGUCAGCUACGGGAUGCAGGAGCUGUUGAUAUCAAUACCAAUACAAACGUUCUUCGCUCGAUCUGGAACUAUGUGCUGUCAGAGGUGGAUGGCUUUCUCUGGACUCAUCUCACGGGGAUAUUUCAUGAUAUCAAGGAUAUGUAUGAGCCACCAUUCAUCUCGUUCUCUCGUGAUAUGUUUAUGGAUAUUUAUCAGGCUGACGCGCUGGGAAUUAUUAGUUAUGAGGAUGAGCUUCGCGAAUUAAUGCGUAAAUACUCAGCCACGCCCUUGAAGAAUUCUAUCUCGGAAUAUGAACUGUUUGUCGGUACUAUUCUUGGCCACGGGCAUAAGCAACGUCGGAGAGACAAGGAUAAUGCAAAAGAAAUGCGGGAUGAAUACAACCGACUCGUCGAGUUCACUAUUUCUAUUAUCAGAGGCACGGAAUCAGGGGGAACAGAAGCCCUCGAGCGCUCGAUUGCCUGUUUUUGUGUGGCCAUAGACGGAAAAAGCUCCGGACAGAAGCCAGGUGUUAGAAGCACGCAUGCACACCAAGACAAACUCCUCAGCUUCCCUUGGAUAGCUGCAAUGACUUGCCUUGACGAAGUCGACAAGCUGCAGAGAUAUGCCCCUAUUUAA
This is a messenger RNA of Trichophyton benhamiae CBS 112371, 3702 nucleotides long. RefSeq lists its product as uncharacterized. The transcript is spliced from 4 exons. Gene Ontology annotation, cellular component: nuclear RNA-directed RNA polymerase complex. NCBI's taxonomy places the organism in Eukaryota, Fungi, Ascomycota, Eurotiomycetes, Onygenales, Arthrodermataceae. Gene Ontology annotation, biological process: siRNA processing. The record is from RefSeq and is a predicted model, not a curated record. Gene Ontology annotation, molecular function: RNA-directed RNA polymerase activity. The coding region runs from base 1 to 3702 and encodes 1233 amino acids.